Acanthosepion pharaonis is the source of this 2796-nucleotide messenger RNA. The record is from the annotation of a GenBank genome assembly. Lineage: Eukaryota; Metazoa; Mollusca; Cephalopoda; Sepiida; Sepiidae.
AUGGCGUCCGAAGGAGCUAUUCGCAAUCUGCCUCUUCAUGAGAUGGAUACCAAUCUCAUGUUUGAGAAAUUUACAAUUCAAGAAAUCCGAGAAAUAGAAAAGAAGAACAGAGUGGACAUAGAAAGGAAGAAGGAAGAAUUAAGAGUUAUGGUUGGAGAAAGGUACCGGGAUUUAAUUGAGGCAGCUGACACUAUUACAGAAAUGAAGAACAGUUCCCAAAAUGUUAUGAAAUCAAUUUCACGGAUGGAAGAGCUGUGCAAACAAUUGAAACAAAAUCAUAUGGUCAAAGGUGCCUCUUACACUCACCGGCCUUUUGCAGACAAAGCCAGUUUGCAACUAGAAGCACAGCAGUCAGCAAGUAUUCUGUCAUGGUUUCCUGUCCUUAGCCGGCAAUGGACUGCCAUUAGCCAUUUUAAAGCUACCAUUCUACAGGGUUGCCGGAAGCUACUACGUGAUGUAACUGCAACUGAUAAGCAAAUUGCAGAUGCUCUGUGUUCUAUUCUUCUACUUGAAGAUAGUACACCAAGACAAGUUUUCAAUGAAUUCCUUCUUGCCAGAACUAAUGCAGUGCAACAAUUGUUUCAUGUGUCUCAACAAGGCAUUGGAGUUAAGCAACAAAUCUGCCUUGUAGUACAACUUAUUGUUCGUACUGUGCAUCAAAUACACGCUGUAUUUUACACAGCAGAAAAUGAUACUUUAAAUAUAGACACAAAUGUGCCUUGUAACUUACUUUAUAGUAUUCUGGAAAAGGUUACCAAUACUUCACUUAAAAGUGUUGGUCUUUUAGAUCAUCAAAGUUCAAUAUCAGCUCGUUAUCUUCCUAAUUCUGUGAUUGAUUUCCGCCCUACAACACGAGCAUCCAUUUCUGUGAUUUCUGUACAGCAUCUGAAGGAGAAUUGUCAGCAAUGGAUUGAUGCUUGCAUUCAGAGUGUCAAAAUAGGAAUGUGCAAACUGUUAGGAUUUGUGAACACUGUGAAGAGACUUGCAGACAUCCGAAAGGAAGUUUGGGAACUUUUGUUACAGGAAACAAAUUUUGACCAGUGGAAAUUAAUCUGUGAAAGGAUAUUCAAUAGUGGUCAGUUGAUGUCCAUCUGGUCAGUAUUUCUAAAGGAGCAGUUUUUGGACAGAAUCAAGUCUCUCAUUCAAUUUCAAAUGGAUUCUACUGCGGAAGUUACAAAACGACACAUUUCCAAGGUUGUCAUGGAAUUGGCAAGUCCUAAUGAAAGAUCCAUGAUGGCUGAAGUUGAUUUAGCUAAUUUUAUUUGGAUAGAAUCAGUUGGAGAUAUUCCUACUAACACUGCAUGGAUACCUGCAAGUCAAAAGACACUCAAUGAAGGAGGUGGACUUUUAAUGAAAGCACGCACAUUUACUCCAGCUGUGCUUUGUCUCUGUAAGACAUUUAAUGAUAAAUUGAAAUCAAUGCUUGAGGACAUAGAGCCAUAUCUGACCACUGAGGAAAAUGUUACUCUCACUUCACAACAACACAGCCCCUUUGAUCAACUGGCUGAUUGCCCUGAAAUUGAAGCUCAUGUCAAGAAAUCCAGUGAAAAUUGUGUCACUCAAAUAUUAGACUAUGUCACUGAACAGAUGAAACUCUGGAAAAAGUCCCUUGAGGAAAUACAAGACAAAACCACAAAUGAAAUUACGAUAAACAAAGUAAUUUUGGUUGGUCGCUUUUGCUUAGCAGUCACUGAUCUUUGUCCACAUUUGCACAAGUGCAUUGUGGGAAUGGACAACAAAGAGAAGGGCAUAAAAUCUUCAGGAUAUAAAAGCAAAAAAGCCACAUCUGAUUCUCUUUGGGAAAAUGUUCAAGCUUCUCUUUCUCAGUGUCAUUUGGAUUCAUAUGGAAUCUGGACCAAUUAUACAUCAUCCAUGAUUAUCACACAAAUUAGACAAGCUAUUUUGAAUCAAGAAGGCUCCCACAUCAUAUCUUCCUUAACUAAAUGGGAUGAAAUUGACAUUGAAGAAGAAACAGAAAGUGGUGAGAAGAUCAAAUCAAAAAUCAGAGUGCCAAUGCAGGCUUCAUGGUAUGUCCAGACUUUACUUUAUUCAGUGUGCAAAGAAAUAAACAGAGUGGCAGGACAUGCAGUGAAAAGACAAGUUCUGCUUGAAAUGGUGUCCAGAAUAUCAGAUGGCAUUGUUGAGUGCUAUGAACAACUCCUGCAGAAAAGUCAAUUGAAAUCAUCCCCUCCUGAGCCAGGCUGUAUUCACCUGACCCAGCAGAGAGCACUGCAGCACUUGUUUGACAUCAAAUUCAUCACAUCUGUCAUCCCAGCCCAGGAUAUGGAUGAUGAGAAUAAGGGUGCCUAUCAACAGCGCAUUAAACAAAUUUUUGAUCAACUAGAAGAAUUUGUAGAUCCAUUUGACUUGGAUGUAUUUACACCAUACAUGCAAUCCCACCUAACAAAGUGCAGCCAAAGAUGCAAUGUUUUGUUUGGUAGCAUGACAUCAGUAUCUAAACAGAACAUUAUCUUUGGUAACCGGCACUACACCUCAGGAAGCCACCAUCAAGAACAGCACAACAUUCUGCCUCUAAGCAAUUGUACCAACCGCUUUCCAUUACUACCACUGAGUACCAGUUAUCCAAACAGAGCAGUGGCACCCCAACCAGUGUUACAAGCACUCCCUAGGACUGAAAUUGUGUCCUCAUCAUUGGCAGAAGUAGCAGCAGCUGUGUUGCCCAAACCAACAGUGCACAAUGUCUCUGGGGGUUCAUUUUAUGAUAAGCUUGGCAGUGUGGGUGCAAUGUGGUUCUCAAAUAUUGGUGGGGGUGGAAGUAACAGCAAUAAGUCUUAA